Messenger RNA from Amyelois transitella, 2478 nucleotides. RefSeq lists its product as uncharacterized. NCBI's taxonomy places the organism in Eukaryota, Metazoa, Arthropoda, Insecta, Lepidoptera, Pyralidae. Gene Ontology annotation, biological process: apoptotic DNA fragmentation. The record is from RefSeq and is a predicted model, not a curated record. The transcript is spliced from 14 exons. Bases 275 to 2476 code for a protein of 733 amino acids. Gene Ontology annotation, molecular function: deoxyribonuclease II activity.
UAAAACAACAAAAACAAAACAAAAGAGGUAGGUACCUACACAUUGAAUAACACCGCGGGAAGUUAAAAUUAAAUUAAACUUUCUUUUGUUUGUUGAUUUCUAUAGUUUUAUUUAUAUAUGUAAUUAGUUCCGAAGUACCUAUGUAACUACCAGUAAAAAGUACACUGGGACAAUUCAAAAUGUCAUCCUAAUCCAAGUUGUGUGCGAUCGUAAACAUUGGAACUACUUCCUGGCGGAGCCAUUAGACACAAGUUUUCAUCAAAAGACCGCCACAAUGCGUGGUUAUGUGAAAUUGUUUGUGUUUUCUUUGUUUUUAACUGUUUGUUCAUGUUCUACACCACAAUGUAGAAAUGAAAAAGGAGAACCUGUUGAUUGGUUUUACCUUUAUAAAUUGCCUCGGGAGAGAAAUCACCUGAAUCCACUUAUCCGCCAGGGUGUUGCGUACAUGUACCUUACUCCUUCAAAACUGAGGGGAGGCUGGAUCAUGUCUGAUAUAGCUAUAAGUGAUCCACGGUCAAUGCUUGGUAGGACACUAGCUCCAUUAUAUCAGGAUAAAAAUAUAUUAUCUGUUGUUUACAAUGACCAACCACCAUCUCUGGAAAGUCAACCAGAUGUUUUGUUGAAUAUAGCAGAGAAAUAUUCAAAAACAAAAAGAGGACAAAUGAAUCAAGCUUCUAUUAGAAGGUACAAAAAGUUCAAAUUAGGAGACAAGUACUAUGAUGACUAUGAUUUAGCAGAGAUGUGUAAGAUGCACUCUAAGUUCAUGAAGACCCGAGUGGAAAGCGGCCACACCAAGGGGGUGCUCCUGGGGGAUAAAUUUACGUCAUUGUGGUUGGUCCAUUCGGUGCCACGGUUUCCUCCCGUACCAAGUAUGCACGGAUUAAACAUAACAUCGUACGAAUACCCAGCCACCGGAAUGAAAUAUGGUCAAUCAGCUCUAUGCGUGUCCGUUCAGACGUCCACUUUGAACCAGAUUGGGAACCAGUUGAAAUACAAUGAACCACUCAUUGUGCAUCAUCAUAUACCUUCGGAACUGGAGGGAGAACUGCCCAAUUUGAUGGACAUUAUUAAGAAUAAGACUAUUGAUGCGUCUCCAUGGUAUCACAUAGAAAGUUUCGAGACGCUUGUCGGUCGGAAGUUUUUGUCUUUCGCCAAGAGCGCCAUGUUCAAUGACGAUUUAUAUAGUGGGUUGGUGGCCGAGGUAUUGCAGUCAGACUUACUGGUGGAAUCCUGGACUAACGGACCUGGAACUUUAGACUCCGAGUGCAAUAGGAAUUUCCAAGUACGCAACAUCGAGCGGCUAAAGUUCCCUAUAGCUAAAAUGUCUUUCACGUCGCACAACGACCACUCAAAAUGGGCGGUGGCUGUGGCACAUAAGAUGCACAACAGUCAGGACACUAAAGUCGCCGAUUACUGGGUUUGUGUCGGCGAUAUCAAUAGAGCGCUACCACAAGAAUCGCGCGGUGGCGGGACUGUUUGUACGUCGGGGCCAAUUUUAUGGGGCAACUUUGCCCAUCUCAUUGAAACCGUUCAGACGUGGGCUAUUUACAAGCCUCCUUCCCGGUCUUUCGUAGAGCGAGGACGCUUCUUCGUUUACUUGACGGAAUUCUCAGAAGGACGAUGGGAACCUUCCGAAGUCUACAUCACGGCCCGGUCGAUGCUGUUCAACACUAUAGAGCCAAUGUUUAUGACAAUUUAUAGGAAUGAUAUAGCAGUAGUGGUAUACACCGAGCGACCAGGGAAGGAAGGGUCGAUUGUCCAGGGUGUACUGCUGGCGGAUGAAAAUGGAGGCAUUUGGCUCACACAUACCGUUCCUGGACUACCUGAUGUCAAUCAGGACAAGCUGACAUUCCCAGAGGAUGAAAUAGGAAACGGUCACAUGCUGAUGUGUAUGUCACUAGACCACGCGGGUUUAGAUAACAUCGCCAAGCUAAUUUCUCAAACGGAGCCAGAAUUUACUCGAAUCACAGUGCCGCGGUUAUUGGCAGAUUUGCUGCCUACUUGGGCCAGUCUUACGUCGCCAUUGCAGAAACUUAUAGAACAUUCAAUAGUGGGCGACUUUUACACACGGGGAGGAACUCUGAACCCCAUUCUGAUGGUUCGGAAACCUGGGAGUUCCUACAGCCUGCUGGAAACUUUCGCCAGGGCCAAGAAAGUGGUGCUGGACGUCUACGGGAUUCGGAAUAUGAAGUCUGUUUGUUCUGAUAUUUAUGGCGUUCGUCAAAUCCAAGCUAUUUCCUUGAAAUUCCCCGAGGAAAUACACUACGUUGACAACUCCACUGACCGCGCUACGUUCGCGGUGAGCACGGCGGCGCACUGGCAGAGGACAGGGGCCGGACCUGCGCAGUAUUGGACCUGCAUCAGCAGCCAUGAACGAAACAGAAUGCUGCGGAGAGGAAGAAUGUUAUUAUGCGUCCAAAGCUACGAUGUUUGGAUCGCGUUCGAUAACUUGAAAAUUAAGGAGCCGUCUUGUUAGAC